Messenger RNA from Galeopterus variegatus (Sunda flying lemur), 591 nucleotides. Its product is annotated as primary ciliary dyskinesia protein 1-like. The transcript has 4 exons. The record is from RefSeq and is a predicted model, not a curated record. Gene Ontology annotation, cellular component: cilium. Lineage: Eukaryota; Metazoa; Chordata; Mammalia; Dermoptera; Cynocephalidae. The coding region runs from base 1 to 483 and encodes 160 amino acids. Gene Ontology annotation, biological process: cilium movement; cilium assembly.
AUGAAUGUGACUGUUAAGUUCACACCCUUUCAGUAUGGGAUCGCACAGAUAAAAAUGCAGUUGUGCAUUUCACAGUUCAACUCUCAGCCAUAUGAAUGUGUCUUCACCGGAACGUGCUAUCCCAACAUGGCCUUACAAUUAGAAGAGUUUGAAAGAUUAAAUAAUCUUUCUAAGAAAGUACACGUUCCUCCAGAAAAAGCGAUGACACAUAUAAAUUUUCACCGAUUACCAGCAAAGACGAUGCCUCAAAAGAUUAAGGAAAUUGAGUACCAGAACCUAAGAUUUCCAGUAGACUUAUCAAAUCCAUUUGCUGUGGCGACUGUUUUAAACCAAGAACCAGGAAAAUUGAAGAUUAAAGAAUUAAAAGAAGUUUUGGACCAAGGCACUGAAAUUUCAAAAACAAGACAGAUGAAGGAGGCGCUCUUUGAACAGAAAGUCAGACAGAACGUUUCUGAAGAGAUUGAAAAUCACCUUAAGUGGUAAAUAUUGAGCAAUUAUUUGUAUCAAAUGACAGUAUGAUUGUUUUUAGAUGAUGACCUUUUAUACAUGAGACACAAUGAAGUGAAAUAAAUUUUUAUGCCCUUUGAAGAA